Messenger RNA from Exophiala dermatitidis NIH/UT8656, 2888 nucleotides. Its product is annotated as UDPglucose 6-dehydrogenase. Gene Ontology annotation, cellular component: nucleus; cytosol. Gene Ontology annotation, molecular function: NAD binding; UDP-glucose 6-dehydrogenase activity. The coding region runs from base 659 to 2620 and encodes 653 amino acids. Gene Ontology annotation, biological process: glycosaminoglycan biosynthetic process; polysaccharide biosynthetic process. The record is from RefSeq and is a predicted model, not a curated record. Lineage: Eukaryota; Fungi; Ascomycota; Eurotiomycetes; Chaetothyriales; Herpotrichiellaceae. The transcript has 3 exons.
GCCACUGCGCCGUCGCCAACUUGUGUAUCGCCUCGCCUCGAUUCUAUCUUCGAGGACUCAAGAUGCGCAUAACAGUGUUUGUCAAUGAAGAGUAGGUACGACUGGGAUCAACUGCUUGCCUGGCGUUUUAUCGGCACUGCGGCGGACUACUACUUCGAUAUUAGAGCGCCCGGGCACUUUUGCCGGUAACAGUAUAACGGUCAGCGAGCAGCCCAACAAAUUCAGACUGACAACUGUCCCGUGCGAGAGCAACGCGCCAUACGCGCCAGGAAGCACCACGUGGGUGAAUGGUUCUGUUUUAAGGGCGUUGUUGAGGCGAGUGCUUAAUCCCCGAAUUCGAUGCCAGAAUUUAUCGCCAUCCCUCUUCUGCCCACUCACAUCCCCUCGUCCAAGGCGUGCGCGGCUCUAGAUAUAGUAGAUCAGGGUAAAUGCCCUUUACAAGAUUGAGCAGGCCAUGUGAACCUCAUGAUUCAAUCUCUGUCGCGUCUUCUCCCGAGGUUUGUUGUGUUUGUCCUCCCUCGUGCCUAUUCCCUGUUCAUAAGCUUAUCAAUAUGGCCUCUGCCGCCGGUCGUGCUGUUUUUUCUUUCGCAACACUGUUUUCAUCGAGGACCAGUUCGUCUCGCCACUGGUCAGCUGCUAAACUUGCAGAUGCGACACCAUGGAUCCAAUACCCUCGCUGUUGGGCGCGUCUGAGGAUGACUCUUGCACCGACUCAACCGGAAUCCUGACCCCGGACAGCAGCCCACUAUUCCACCCUCUGCAUUCCAAAGACGUCCUGAAGCCGAUUCUGUCGCAGAUACUGGACGAUGCGAACCCGUCUCAGCAUCAAAAUGCCGCGUUCUGUGAUUUCGCCCGAACAGAGAGAAUCUGCGUCAUUGGAGCUGGAUAUGUCGGCGGCCCUACUGCGGCAGUAAUGGCAUUGCAUCAUCCUGUCAUUGCCGUGGACGUGCUCGAUCGUGACCCGCAACGAAUUGCGCAAUGGAGUUCGGCUCAUCUCCCCAUCCAUGAGCCCGGGCUCAACAACGUUGUGCGAGUUGCAAGAGACGGCGCGUGCGCCUCUACCUCACGAAGGUCGAACGGCGAUGAGUUAGGGAUGAGCGUUACUGGCUCGAAUGAGACGCUCGAACAGUCACGCGAUCCUAACCUUUUCUUUACCACGCACACCACCGAUAGCAUCUCGCGUGCCGACAUGAUCUUCCUUGCGGUUAACACCCCAACUAAAACCUCAGGAGUCGGAGCCGGGAGAGCUACAAACAUGACCGCCCUGGAUGGUGCUGUAAAGGACAUUGCGCGCUACGCGAAGCCUGGUGCGAUCAUUGUCGAGAAGAGCACCGUGCCGUGUGGGACUGCGCAACGGGUUCGACAGACACUCACGGCGCUGCGACCCGGUGUGCCUUUCGAGGUGCUGUCGAAUCCAGAGUUUUUGUCUGAAGGCACGGCGAUCGAAAAUCUCAUGCGGCCGGACCGUGUCAUCAUCGGCUGUUCUGACACCACUUCCGGCCACUCUGCGGCGGAUGCUCUUGCGCGCUUGUACGAGGCGUGGAUUCCGUCCUCCCGCGUUGUCAAAAUCAACGCUUGGUCGUCGGAGCUCUCGAAAUUGGUCGCUAAUGCCAUGCUCGCACAGCGGAUCAGUAGCAUCAACUCCAUCAGCGCCAUCUGCGAAGCCACAGGGGCGGAUGUGGGAGAGGUGGCUAGGUCGAUCGGGUUGGAUGUACGGAUCGGGCCUCAUUUCCUGAAAGCGGGCCUUGGGUUCGGUGGAUCUUGCUUCCGCAAGGACAUUGCCAGCCUGACUUACCUGGCGGAAUCUUUGGGCUUGCACGAAGUGGCGCAUUACUGGAGCCAGGUCAACACCAUGAACGUCCUGCAACGCGACCGAUUCGCCCGCAGAGUUGUGAAACGGUAUAAUGAGAAUUUGGCCGGUAGGAAGAUCGCCGUGCUGGGCUUUGCUUUCAAAAAGGACACCGGUGACGCCCGCGAGUCUUUGGCUGCCGACGUUAUCAGGGCACUACUGGACGAACAGCCGGCUGAGAUUGCUAUUUUCGACCCCUGCUGUCAAGAAGCAGAUAUGCUUCACGAGAUCCGAUCUACUUACACCUCAUCCGAACCAUUUCCAGCGCAGCUCAGCGCCGUCAGGAUACAUUCGGACCCUCAUCUGGCAUGCUUGGGCGCGAACGCCGUCCUUGUACUGACUGACUGCGACCAAUUCCGCAAUGUGCGUCCAAAUAGAAGCAGGAGCAAAGGAAGAAGUGAGGAAAUGCAAUCACCAUAUCAGAGGAGAAAAAGCAUCCCUUUUAUGCAAUUGGAUGCCCCCACAAACCUGGAACCCAACACCACGACGAGUCCUACAAAACCAAUGGAAGACGAGUCAGACAUUUUCAUGGGAUACAAGCUCGCGCCCGGUCCGAAAUGUGACUUUGACUGUACACUUUGUCAGAACACGUCUCGAAAAUCAAUCACCACCGAGCCCGUCGAUUGGGCCAGAAUCGUGCAGAGCAUGAGAGCGCCGAAAUGGAUUUUCGACGGGAGAGGCAUUCUUGAUGUUCCGGCGUUAGAGAGGUUAGGUGGCGUCAAGGUUGAUGUCGUGGGACGACGGCGGGCAGAGGAGGGAUGGUGGUGUUAGAAAUUGCGGCAUUGCAUUGCAGUGAGUACGGUGAACAGCAUAUCAUAAGUCUAUCUGCACAAGAGUUGUCUCUGGCCAUCUCUAGAGGUUGACAUCGAAUUGAAACUUGAACACUUUUGUAACCGGCGGCCAAAUCACCCGGACGUCCUGUAUAUAUGUGCAGUAGUCGGCAGACAGGCUUAUUAUAUCUCGAGAAAUGGAGGUCUGGUGAACCCGACUCGGUUGGGUUGAGCAGUCGACUCUUUCUUCUGCGAGUCUGAUUCACGGG